This is a messenger RNA of Sitophilus oryzae (rice weevil), 1578 nucleotides long. RefSeq names its product cytochrome P450 6a22-like. Gene Ontology annotation, molecular function: iron ion binding; heme binding; monooxygenase activity. The coding region runs from base 89 to 1462 and encodes 457 amino acids. NCBI's taxonomy places the organism in Eukaryota, Metazoa, Arthropoda, Insecta, Coleoptera, Curculionidae. The record is from RefSeq and is a predicted model, not a curated record. The transcript has 9 exons.
CUGGGUCACUACAAAUCUGUAUCUUCCGCUGUUAUAUUACAACAAUACGUAACUAAACAAAUAAUAUUUGUUUUAACUUGUGAAAAAAAUGUUUUGGUUUUACGUUAUUUUCGGUGUUGUGGUUUUUAUUUAUUCGUAUUUUCAUUACAGUUACAUGUAUUGGUUGGAGCUCAGAGUGCCUUCACUGAGCCCUGAAUUUCCUUUUGGAGAUAUGAAAGAUCCCAUUUUAAGGCGGCAAUGCAUGGGCGAGAAAAUCAAAGAAAUCUACGACUUCGGAACCAAACAUUGGUACAAUUAUAUAGGCCUGUACUUUUUCAGCAGGAAAGUCUUUUUACCCAUAGAUCCUGAAUUGAUAAAGAACAUUUUGGUCAAAGAUUUUAAUUAUUUCUCAGAUAGAGGUAUCCAUUACGACGAAAAGUACGACCCUUUGAGUGCCCACUUGUUCUCCAUUGCAGGACCGAAAUGGAAGAAUUUGAGGGCCAAACUCACACCGGCCUAUUCGCCGGUUAAAAUCAAAGGGAUGUUCGACAUUAUGUACAAGUGCGCUCACGAAAUGAUGCUGCUAGUAGGGGAAAUAGCUAUGUCGGGAAGACCAGUCGAUAUAAAGGUUUCUUUUGGAUUUCAACUAAAAUUAAUGAUGAGAGAUCCAGACGCAGAAUUCAGAAAAAUGGGCAAAAGAGCCUUCACGCAAACCGUAGGAGACCUUUUGAAAAUGGUAGUUAUUCGAAGUUUCCCGUUCUUAGCUAGACUGUUUGGAAUUGGAGUUUUUCCCAAAGAUGUUACCGAAUUCUUCAGAAGGGUCGAGACAGAGCCUGGUACAGCCUUAACAAUAGACGAAGCAGCGGCCCAAGCUUUCAUAUUUUUCUUAGCAGGAUUCGAAACAACCUCAACCACUACUAGUUUUGCCUUGUUUGAACUUUCCAUCAACUUUAUGUAUCGUGAAAAAGCCAGGAAAGAAAUUUCAGCAGUCUUAGAGAAAUACAAUGGAACGAUGACCUACGACGCCCUAAUGGAAAUGAAAUAUCGGACUGUGAUCAUGUCCGAAACUUUAAGGAAAUAUCCUCCUGCACCGGUUUUCCUGAGGGUAUGUACAAAGCGGUAUCCCAUUCCUGACACUGACGCCUACAUAGAGAAGGGCCAAUCAGUGCUGAUUCCGUGUUACGGUCUUCACAGGGACGAUCGCUAUUGGCACGAGCCUGACAUCUUCGAUCCGGAAAGAUUCAGCGAGAAGAACAAGGAUAAAAUCGUGGAUGGAACUUAUAUUCCUUUUGGAGCAGGACCACGAAAUUGUAUAGGAAUAAGAUUUGCUCUAGUCCAAGCCAAGAUUGCCCUUGCCCUAUUCCUCAUGAAUUUCGACUUUGACUUGAGCCCUAGAACGAAAUUGCCUCUCAAAAUGGAGACCAAAGGCAUCAUUCUGUCACCAAUAGGAGGGUUGUGGUUGAGAGUCAAUCCCAUAGACUGAUACUAAUAUUAGAUUAGACACAAUAAAUUUACCAGUAGAUUUAUUAGUAGGUUUUGUAGCAUGUUAUGUCACAAUAAUUGUUAUUUAGGUUUAUAAUAUUGUUGGAGAAUAUUUUU